AUGGCUCGCCUUCUACAAUCCUUCCGUCGCAUCUUAGGGAUCGCUACAAGCUCUGCGGCGCCGACUACUUCGACCCGUUCGUCCUUUCCCCGAUCAAUCGAUACAGACUUUUCUGUCUUUCGCGAAGGCGACAGGGCGAUCAUUCAGGGCCGGAUCCCACACAUCACGAAACCGUUGAAACAUGGCAAUCGCACCGAAGUAGCUCGAGGAUAUCUCAAUCACAGCGAUGUCAUAGGUAGUCGAGUCUGGAAUCCUAUCCAAGCACAAAAGGGCAAGGAAUAUCGGCUUAGCUUACCUACAUUGGAAGAAUACGUCGUCUAUACACCCCGACUAGUCACACCGAUCUAUGGAGCAGACGCCAAUUUGAUUGUAUCGUUGCUUGAUAUCCACGCCGUGCCCCCCGCCGAAGGCACCGGAGACCAACCACCUAGACUCGAAAUUCUCGAAGCAGGUACCGGCCAUGGCUCUCUCMCCCUCCACCUGGCACGAGCAAUUCAAGCCGCGAAUCCCAAUCCCCCCUCUCUACCGCAGAAAUCGCAGGUUCGCAUACUCGAAGAGCGAACAAUGAGUCCGUAUGAGGAACACGCAGGAGAAAAGCGCACAGAAGAAGACAUUGCUGGAGAUCGGAAAAAUACUACCAUCCAAAAGGACUGGGACGAAUGGCGCGCCCAGCGAAGAGCCGUCAUCCAUACCGUCGACGUCUCGCCCAAAUUCUCGACACAUGCAGAGCAAGUCGUCCGCGGUUUCCGACGAGGCAUCUAUGCUGGAAACGUAGAUUUCCACGUCGGCGCGGUUGAGGAUUGGAUCAAAGAUCAAUUACAGCGUCGCCGCAGCAGUAGUUCGAAGGGAUUAUUCAGCAACCCCGGGAGUGCGACUGAGCCUUUCUUGUCGUAUGCCAUACUCGACAUGCCAUCUGCGCACCAACGGAUACCGCAUGUGGUACCUGCCCUAAAAGGGGAUGGCCUGCUUGUCGUGUUCAUGCCGAGUAUUACCCAGAUUGGAGACUGUGUGCAACUCAUUCAGAAAGAGAAACUGCCGUUCGUUAUGGAGAGAGUUGUCGAAUUGGGGAUGGGCAUUAGCGGUGGUCGACUAUGGGAUGUUCGCAUGGCUGUCAAGAAGAGUCGUGCGGAUCCAUCGUCAUGGGCGAAAGAAAGUCGUGAUGAAGCCGAACAAAGCACAACGGAGGAGACAGACAUCACUGAGUCGGUCAGCACUUCCACAGCUUCUGAGCAGGAAAGUACUCAGGAUAAUGUGCUCGUGUGCAGACCUAAGGUUGGGUCCAAGAUUGUCGGAGGUGGCUUUGUCGGGAUAUGGCGAAGAAUCGAAGAUUCGCCGAAAAAGAAAUUAUGA
Talaromyces amestolkiae is the source of this 1350-nucleotide messenger RNA. RefSeq lists its product as uncharacterized. Gene Ontology annotation, cellular component: tRNA (m1A) methyltransferase complex. Lineage: Eukaryota; Fungi; Ascomycota; Eurotiomycetes; Eurotiales; Trichocomaceae. The transcript is spliced from 4 exons. Gene Ontology annotation, biological process: tRNA methylation. The record is from RefSeq and is a predicted model, not a curated record. Bases 1 to 1350 code for a protein of 449 amino acids.